AUGGAGCCGAAUAAGUUUUAUGGAAAACGUAAGAAAGGUGAAGAAUAUGAAGUUAGAACUAUUCCUGGGUAUGAAUCAGAAGAUUCUGUCUUAGAUUCAGAUAGUGAGGAUGAUAUUGAGAUAGUAGAAAAGCGUCAAGGUGACAUAAUUAUAGGCGAGAGUGAUAAUGAUAGUGCAGAGGAUGGUGAUAAUGCUGUACUUGUGAAUAAUGAAAGAGUUCGGUUAGAAGUUGAACUAGAAAAGAUGGGUAUUCAGUCUUUAGGAACUGUGAGACCUAAUCGGCUCAAAGGCUGUAUGUUCACUUCUGACAAAGUCAUGAAAAAGAAGGGUCGAGGGAGUUAUGAGGAACAAUUAUCUAAAAUUGAUGGCAUUACUUUGAGUGCAGUAAAAUGGUAUGAUAACAAGCCUGAUCAUUUGCUCAGUACUUUUGCUGGUGCUCAUCCAACAUCAACAGUGGAGAGAUGGGACCGUACAAAGAAAGAAAAAAUAAAUGUUGUAUGCCCCAGUAUAGUUCACUAUUACAAUCAGUGCAUGGGUGGUGUUGAUCUGUUGGACUCACUGGUAGCAUUGUAUCGCAUCAAGAUCCGGUCGAAGAAAUGGUAUUUGAGAAUUGUAUUUCACUUGCUUGAUCUGACUGUAGUCAAUGCUUGGCUACUAUACAGAAGAGAUUGCAUAGAGUGUAACGUGAUAAAACUAGAUCAGCUCAGUCUAUUGGACUUCAAAGCUACUGUUGCUGCUUGUCUUUGCAAACAGAAUAAGGAUGGACAGAAAAAUAGGGGAAGAUCUAGUAGCUCGUCAAUAGAAACGGCAAUUCAGUUGAAGAAAAAGACUGGGUCAGCAGCACCACUGCCUGAAAAAGAAGUGAGGAAGGAUGGAAUUGGCCACUGGCCUCAAUUUUCAGAAAAAGGAGGUCGUUGCAAAAAACCAGAAUCUAAUGGUGCACCAAAAGUGUUUUGA
Molecule: messenger RNA, 957 nt
Organism: Schistocerca serialis cubense
Lineage: Eukaryota; Metazoa; Arthropoda; Insecta; Orthoptera; Acrididae
Product: piggyBac transposable element-derived protein 2-like
Exons: 2
Coding region: 1-957 (318 amino acids)
Source: RefSeq, a predicted model, not a curated record